Messenger RNA from Paramecium octaurelia, 1144 nucleotides. NCBI's taxonomy places the organism in Eukaryota, Ciliophora, Oligohymenophorea, Peniculida, Parameciidae. The record is from the annotation of a GenBank genome assembly.
AUGAAUCAAUUAAAAAUCAAAAAUUACUAAAUUAUAAAAGAAUUAGGUAAGGGAGCUAAUGGAUAAGUAUUUCUUGCAAUAAAUGAUGAAGAUAAAAAACAAUAUGCUUUAAAACUAUAAUAAUCUGAAAUUACAGAUUAUGAAAAAGAAAUUAUAAAGUACAUUUUAUUCAUUUAUGUUAUAGAGAAUUCAGAAAUUAUGAACUAAAAAAUGUAGUAAGAAGUUAUGAGCAUUUUGAAUUUCAACAAGGUUUUAUGGAUUACAAUUGUAUCGCUAUGGAUUAUUGUAAUGAAGGUGAUUUGUAAAAUUUUCUAAAAAUGCAUCGAAAGGAUGCUAAAAUAUAAGAAAUAAGGGAUAUGAUAUUUUAAGUAAUUUUUUAUUCAAUUACAAGAUUGCUUACGGAAUAUGGGAGCUACAUGAAUUCAACAUAAUUCAUCGAGAUCUCAAACCAUUAAAUAUAUUAAUGCACAUCUAAGAUGAUGAGCUUUUGUUAAAGAUAUGUGAUUUAGGCCUUUCAAAAAUAUCAAAAGGCAACGGUAGUCAUACAGUGAAUAUUGGUACUCCUUAUUACAUGGCUCCAGAAUUAAUCUAAAAUGAUGAAAAUUUAAAUUAUGAUAGCUCUGUUGAUAUUUGGGCUUUGGGAGUGAUUAUAUUUGACUUUUUCUCAGAAGAAUAAUUAUUUUUUGGAAAAAAUAUAAAUACCAUCUUUCAAUAGAUUAGAAAUUAAGAUAUUAGAUAGAAAUUAAAUAUAAUCUAGGAUCAUGAUUUAAGAUAAAUUUGUGAAAAAUGUUUAAAAAGGGAUUCAAGAUAAAGGGUAAAAGUUGAGGAGAUACUCAAUUGUUUAAAUAAAAACAAAUUUGAAAAUUAAUAAUAAACUCUACGUUCUGAAACAAAUAAAAUAGUAUAAAGUUAAAUUAAAAUUUAAAAUGCUAGCUAAAUGGUUCAAUAAGGCUCAUAAUUAAAUAAAUAAUUGAAUGGAUAAUAAAUUUAAUUGCAAGUUUCGCUUUUAUCAAAAAUAAGGGAUAAAAAGUUUGCUACUUAAUUAAUUUUUAUGUAUGAAGAUUAAAGAAGCGAGGUUGAAAUUUUGAAAGAAUUAAAAAUAAAAGGAGACAAACUGAUUCAAAAUUCAUAUGCAUAGUAAUGA